Branchiostoma belcheri (Belcher's lancelet) is the source of this 1674-nucleotide messenger RNA. Its product is annotated as ankyrin repeat and sterile alpha motif domain-containing protein 1B-like. The transcript has 12 exons. Bases 11 to 1588 code for a protein of 525 amino acids. NCBI's taxonomy places the organism in Eukaryota, Metazoa, Chordata, Leptocardii, Amphioxiformes, Branchiostomatidae. Gene Ontology annotation, cellular component: cytosol. Gene Ontology annotation, molecular function: protein binding. The record is from RefSeq and is a predicted model, not a curated record.
UGCUAACAUCAUGUCUUCGUUUGGUGGAGGUCUGGUGAGGGAGUCUGUUUACACAGCCAAGCUGGAGGGAAACUUCCAACAGCUCAUCAGAGGUGUCUCCACCCCCAGCACAGUGGGAGAGUGGUUACAGCAGCUGGACCUGCAGCAGUACGAAAACGUCUUCAUCAGUCACGGCUUCGACAGCCUCAAGUUCAUGGGAGGCAGUAUUUUGGAGGACCAGGACCUGUUGGAGAUGGGUGUGGUGGACCUGUCCCAUCGGGAGUCCCUCCUCUCUGCCACCCAGUCCCUCCCCACACUGCUGCCACUGGGGGAGGGCGAGCACCACUCACCCAUUCCCGAGUCCAUCGAGGAAUGGCUGGAGUCCCUGGAGCUGGGAGACUAUGCCGAGUGUUUUGCCAAACAUGGCGUGAUCUCCAUGGACAGGGUCCGCAAAAUGUGGGAGGUAGAGCUGAAUGUGCUUGAGAUCACCACGUUGGGCCACAGGAAGAGAAUCCUGGCGUCUAUCGGAGAGCGAGAACGGGACGAGAUGCCGGAGGAAAUGUCACCAGAGGAGACUGCGGUGUGGAGCACCAGUCCUCUGUCUAAGACGGCGGCCGAGUCUCUCCCCUCCCCCGAGCCCUCCCCUAUCGAGGAGGUGGACCUGUUUAAGGACUACACAAACGUCAAGUCCAAGUACCAGCCGGCCGUUCCACCCAGGCCAACAUCUGCAGGGAACACUUCACCCCGGUCUGCCGGGAACUCGUCGCCCCGGCCUCCUAUACCUCCAAAACCUGCCAGGAAACAGGCCCCCUCGCCAGUGGAAGACCCAGAGUUGGUCCUGAGAGCUCCAAACGAGGCCACGACAACAGCGCCGAUUCGCAGCUGGAGACACACGCCGGACGUUCUUAUCAAGGGGCACUGUAACUAUAUGGCACAUUAUCUUGGGUCGAUGCUGGUGACAGAUGUGAGAGGAACUGUGUCCACGAGACAGGCCUGUGCCAAAAUGAAGAAAUCGACAGAGCAGAUGCAGAAGGUGCCGACCAUCAUCCUGUCCAUCUCCUACAAGGGGGUCAAGUUCAUCGAUGCCAAGUCCAAGAUGAUGGUGAGUGAGCAUGAGAUCCGGAACAUCUCCUGCGCUGCGCAGGACGCCCACGACCUUCAUGUGUUCGCCUACAUCACCAAGGACAUGAAGACAGGGAAACACUACUGUCACGUCUUCAGCGUCAACAGCCAGGACCUUGGGUAUGAGAUCAUCCUGACUCUUGGGCAGGCGUUUGAGAUCGCCUUCCAGAUGAUUCAGCGGGAGAAGGCGAAACGGUCGGCGCUGGCGAUGGAGCGUCAGUUGAGCAGUGGCAGCGACCGGUCCGCCAAGUGGUCCACCAGCAGCCAAGGCUCUCAGCUCCCCUGUAGUGUCCCCAGUCCCUCCAUUCCGAGCGGCGAACUUGAAGUUGGGCGGAGCGCCGAAGUCUUCCACUACGAUGAUGCCAGAGGUCCCGCCCGAGUUUGCCGGUCUGAACAUGUCCAGGACGUGAAGAGAAGAAAGCUGGGCUUCACGACCAAACCUGGCCGGAAAACUACUGUCCUCUGUUACAAGUGUACCAUGCUCUAAUAGUCUCUACCAGACUAACUACGCUGGCUAUAUAUAGGAGAAUAUUUGCCAGGGGAGUUUGGCCGCCUUGGGGUUUGACUAUGCCG